Molecule: messenger RNA, 1858 nt
Organism: Stomoxys calcitrans (stable fly)
Lineage: Eukaryota; Metazoa; Arthropoda; Insecta; Diptera; Muscidae
Product: retinol dehydrogenase 13
Exons: 5
Coding region: 372-1679 (435 amino acids)
Source: RefSeq, a predicted model, not a curated record
CGAAAUGAGAUUUUCCGCGGUUCGUUGAUUUUUAUUGGCUUGGGGAGAACACAUUGUGUUCGAAACAUUCGGAGGGUGCGGGUGUGCGGCUUGGUAUAGUGAAAUUGUAGUGAAACUUUACACAAAAUUAUCAUUGGCUAUUCUUGUCCCCCAAGGAAUGUUGUAGAGAAGAAAGCAAACGUUAAAUAAAAAUCAAAAAUUCACAUAAAUCGUGAACUUGUCUCAAGUGGAUUUUGGUUUCGCAAAGCACUUUUAUUGAGUUCGCAAGUAAAAGAUAAACUUUUCAAUUUCCGCGCAAAUCUUGUAUUCAUUCUUCGACUAGGACAAAGGCAAAGCAAAAAAAAAAAAAUCAAUAGAAGAAAACAAUCAGUAUGGAUGAUGUUAUAGAGCUAAUGGAAAAUGCAGAUCCCUUUAGGACAUGGUGGCCUCCAAUAGCGGCUGUUAUCAUAGGAAUCAUCAUAACAGUGAGGUCCUUAAUGAGCGGUCAACGUUGUCCCAACGACAAUCACAUACGAGAUCAAAUUGUAAUUGUCACGGGCGCCAAUACAGGAAUAGGUUAUGAGAUUGCCAAAGCUUUGGCCGGACGAGGCGGACGUGUGAUAUUGGCUUGCCGCAACAUGGAGGCUGCCGAAAAAGCAGCAGCAGUUAUAAAACGUGAGCUCUGCUGUCAGCUAUUGAACGACAAGUCCAAAUCCAAACAAAAAUCAACGACUACCAACAAUUCGGAGAGUGCAAAUGCAUCAGACAACACCACUACCACUACAACUACCACUACCAACACCACCACAAGCAAUGAUACAGGCCCUGCGCCUAACCAAAGGUUCUGUGUGGAGGCACGCUAUUUGGAUUUGCGUUCCUUUGACAAUGUGCGACGCUUUGCUCGCAACAUAAUGGCUGAAUUCGAGCGCAUCGAUAUACUCAUCAACAAUGCGGGUGUCAUAUUUGAACCGUCAAAGGAGAAUACCACAGAUGGCUUCGAACAACAUCUGCAAGUCAAUUAUUUGGCCCCCUUUCUGUUGUCGCAUCUCUUGCUGCCGCAUUUGAAGAAAUCCGAAAAUGGAUGCAUCAUCAAUGUAUCGGCUCACUCGCAUGCCUCGGCCAAAAUGGAUUUCGAUGAUCCCUUGAAUAUGGGCAUGUGGGCGAGUAAAUUUCAUCCCCGUGAUGCUUUUGCCCACUCCAAAUUGGCAGUGAUUUUGGCAACACGUUGGAUGGCCAAGGAAUUGAAAGACACUUCCAUCACGGUGAAUUGCUGUACACCCGGCCUGGUUCGUGGCACCUCACACCUUCGCAGUUCACCAUUAAUGUCGGCCAUUUGCGUUCGCGUCAUGACCUAUCCCUGGAUGUGGCUCUUUAUGAAGAAUCCUUCGCAGGGGGCACAAUGUGCCAUACGUUUGGCCACGGACCCCAAAUUGAAACAAGUAACCGGAGAAUUUUUCAAUGACUGCGAAGUAGCCGCUUCUUCGCCCUUGGGACAGGAUAAAGAAUUGGCCAAGAAACUAUAUCAGCAGACAAUGCAGACUCUGAGAAAAGUCACCAAAUUGCAAAUUGAUAAGGAGGAACUGGAGGCCGCCGAUGUCGUCAAUGCCGCAUUACCCACAUCUGCAGAGAAGACAAAAGCCCCACCAUCUCCAACCAUCUCGGAUGCCUCCUCGGAGACCGCUUCAAGUGAUGAACAAUGACAACACGGCGAAUGAGACCGAGACCAAGACACACCAUCGCCAUGAUGGCUUGAAAGACAACAACAACAACAACUACAACAAUGGCGUAGAAUUUAAUUAAGGCAAUCAUCUUUAUGGAUUUUUAUUUACAUUGCUUUCGUAAUCCUUUUCGUAUAAAUAAAUAAUUCAAUAAAAUGUUC